Messenger RNA from Eimeria tenella, 1161 nucleotides. RefSeq lists its product as uncharacterized. NCBI's taxonomy places the organism in Eukaryota, Apicomplexa, Conoidasida, Eucoccidiorida, Eimeriidae. The record is from RefSeq and is a predicted model, not a curated record. Bases 1 to 1161 code for a protein of 386 amino acids. The transcript has 3 exons.
AUGCGGCUAGUGCCUCUCUUUGUGUACGGCUCGGAUGCGCCUGGUGGGGGCCCCGUCGGGCAGGGCGCCUGCGCUUACAGUUUGCUGCUGCUGGCGACAACGGGGGCUGGCCAGCUAGUGCAGUGCGAGGUGGCUGCUGCUCCCGCUGCUGCUGCUGCUGCUGCUGCACCAGCAGCAGCAGCAGCAGCCAGACCUGCAGAAGAGUCCAGGGGGAUCGUUCCUUUCUUCGUCGAUGAGGCGAUCCCCGUGAGGCCUUCCAGAGGCGCAGGAGCAGCAGCUGCUGCUCCGCCUGCUGCUGCCAGUGCUGCAGAGUCUGCUGCUGCUGCUGCUGCUGCUGCUGCUCCGCUGGUGCAGUACAGCAUCACAGAAAUCUGGAGAGACACCGUGGAGCAGGAGCAGCUGCUUUGCUGCGCCUUCAGCAGCAGCGGGGAAGUGUUUGCUGCUGCAGGCAGGGGCCGCACAAUUUAUGUUUAUUCAACUGCAACAAAAGCAAAAGUUUAUUCUUUGAAAAGAGCUGCCCCUGAGAACCCCCUGGUCUUGCUGACGCUAUCUGCUGCUGCUGCUGCACCUGCGCCUGCAGCACAAGCAGCAGGAGCCGCGACACGAGGGCAGCAGCAGCAGCAGCAGCAGCAGCAGCAGGAAGACGCGCCUGCUGCAGCACCUGCUGCAGCAGCCCAGGCUGCCACAGGGGCAAGAGGAGGCCCAGCUGAACGCGGCCUGCCCCUUAGAAGUGCAGCAGCAGCAGCAGCAGCAAUGAAGUUUGGGGAGGGCCGCCUGGCUGCUGCUGCUGCUUCCCGUGGUGCAGCAAGUCAUGGUGUUGCCGGCGUGGCUGCUGCCUCGCGCGGGCCUGCAGCAGCAACAACAGCAGCUGCAGCACAGGCAGCAGCAGGCGCAGCAGCAGGCGCUGCGCCAACUGCUGCACAAGCUACGGGAUCCACUCCAGCAGCAGCAGUAGCAGCCCAUGGCGGCGUCUUGACACUUCGUCGGUCUCCUGCUGCAGCAGCAAAACACCCACCGGCUGCUGGUGUGGGGUCCUUAGAGCACCACGCACAUGGCAACCGCAUUGUGCAGGUGCUGCUGCUGCUGCUGUUGCUGCUGCUGCUGCUGUCGCUAGUCGUGCUGCUGCUAUUGCCUGUGUCAUCGGACCAGGUCGCUGCUUAG